UCUGUUGGCAGUGCCGAUCUACCCCUGUGAGGUAUGAACGAGAGUUGAGUAUCGGCCCGUUCGCUGCGUCUUUCUUGGAAUUAUGCCGUUUUAACACACGUUCUACUGAUUUUUACCCUUUCUAAAGAAGCCCCGUCGAAGCAGGAACGUUUUUAAAGUCAGUUUCAACAAUUCCUGGCAGGAACGGAAGGAUUAUAAGCUCGGUGGAAUCAUACAGAUGUGGUGGAUGUAGGAGUCGUUUGGUCAAGAUAAUACAGUAAAUUCUAUAACGUCAUGGUGUCAACGAGACUGUCGAGCAAUGUCGGAGGAAACGGUUCCGAAGGGACUGUGGAGUGUGGAGGGAUCAAGACGAGGCACAUGAGCGCACACCAACCUCAAUCGCACGAAAUCGUACCUGCAGGAGCUGUCAAAUCGCCGCAGGAGUAUGUCUCGAGCAAACACUUCUUACAACUUCCACCGGAGAUAUUUCAUAAAAUCUUCAGCUAUACCGGCUACAAGGCGGUGUCGCAGAUGCGACUGGUCUGUCGGCAGAUGGACAAGAUUUGUGGUUCUAUAUUGAAUUCGACAUUCCAGAAGCUUCAGAACCAAAUGCAUCAUAGGUUUCAAAAUAUUAAGGGGAAAAUGCCGAGGAGGGAGUCAGCCAGGCGAAACCACCCUCUUGCGUGCGAGAGCGAUAUAAUCGAAACCCUCCACAUGAGAUUGACUCUACUUCAAAUGUCGUUCGGCAAACACAUCGAGCGAAAGCAUUGUUGUUUUUUCGCUGGAGAAAUCCUCGAUGAAGUUUACCGAAUAUUGCACUACAUCAAAGUUACACCUAAACUCGCCAGGCCUUACAGAGUGACGGACGAAUUGUUCGAUCUGUCCACUAUGGCGAUGGAGUAUUUCAAAGAGCACAUUGAACCGACUCUCCCCGAGAUAGCUUAUUUUGGAACCGAUUUCUUCGAUUUCUCCAGUGGCCUCCAACACACAUCGAAUAACAAAACGUGGAUGUUUGAAUCUCCUCCUCACAACAGUGGCAGCGGCAAAGUUGAAUAUGAGUCACCGGGGCCCAGCGAGGACAGGGUGGCCGAUCAGCCCGUCUUGCAGUCCCAGCCCCAGACAAAUAUGUUCCUUCGCAAAAGGAUCCGCAAAAUCAAACAGGGCAUGAAAAAGUACAAUUCGCAAUUAACGAUACUCAAGAGGGAGCUACGGUCAUGCAAGUCGAAAAUGGCGGAUCAGCAACAGCAGUUCCAUGAGUACGCUGCUAGAAUGGAUGAUUACGAUAAGAAGAAUGAAGAGACUUCAAGAAAAUUUAGCACCCUUCUUCAGGAAUUAAACAAGUGUAAAACAGAGCUUCAAUAUUGGAGGUCAAAAUCGCCCUUGAGUACGCUUUGCGUCGCUUGUAAAGCGUCGACAAGCGCGCCGACGGGGGAAUUUCAGUUUUUUGGCCUUUUUGAUGAGCCGCAGCCUUCGACGUCGUCGGCCAGCGACGAGAUGCCCAUCUCCUGGAAGGCUUCACCCAGCCCAGUUGUCGUCAAAGAAUCCAACGCGGACGAAGAAGAAGUCAAAGCUAGGCAGAUCGUCGGUGCAAAGCGCAAAUCGACCUCCGACGAGACGCCCACGACGCACAAAAAACAGAAAAAGACGCGUUGUUUCAAAAUGCGAAGUAAAUGCAGCUAGAGCGUCGCCGAGCUUUAUAACGUUUUCCUCUCCUCCCGAUAUGCUUUUUCACUUUAGAAAAAAACAAAAAUUUCAAACGAUACCGGACAAUCUGUGAGUUUGUUUCUGUGUCACAUUCGUCCAGCCAGUGACAAACAGGUGAUAUACGUACAUGUAUUUUCGAAGACUUGUUAUUCACCUUACACCUUCAAUCUGAAAUGUAGUUUUGUAUAGAACUAAACAUAUUUUCUUUUUAUUUCUAACUUGUAUCCCUUAGAUGUACAUACAUUGAAAUUCUAAAAUUCUAAAACAAAAAAAAUAUUUAAAAAAAAUAGAAAAUUAAAAAAAGGAUAUGAUUAUUUUAAUAAAGUGCUUUUUUAAGGGUAUUUAGUUGAGACAUCAGCUGAUAAUAAAAAUUCUGAAAUUCAGUGAUAAUAUUAAUGGAAUGGUGCAAAUAGAAAAAAAAUGAAUCUUUUUUGGGAACUUUUUUUGUCUCAUUAUUAUUGUUUAUUUUAUUAUUUGAUCCAUUAUAUUUUUUAGACAAUUAAUAUUUGUUGUAAAGCAAGCUGGGUUUUUAGUAAAGACACGUUGAAAUCGAUGUUAUUACAAUUUGUCAUACUUUGUUUAACACUAUUUAUUUCCUUUAUUCUAAUUUUUUUUUUGCUUUUUUUAUUUAUAAGCUUGUUAUUUAUACUUAAUAUUUUGUGGCAUUGUAUAUAAGUAAAUAGAUUUUGAACUUAAUUCAAGAUGUAGUCUUAUUUGUAUAUUUUUUAAUCAUCACAUAACAAGAUCGGGUAAAUUAACGUUAUUUUAAGGCCAAUGGAAGUGUAAUUACGAAGUUUCAAGACUUUUUUUUAAGUACUGGGCCGAUGACCAGAUGUUACCAUUUAAACGUGUUCAUCAAUUAAAAAAAAAAAAAGUUUCUAUAAAAUAUAGUGUAUUGAAAAUAAUUGAAAUUGUACCAAUCUUUUACAUCAGGUAAAAGUCUUGAAACGUUGUUGUUAUACUUUAAUAUUACAAUUUUUUUUCAAAUUUCAUUUCUUUCUUAAUCUUUUGGAUUUCUGUUUUGUUUUAAAAAACAUCUGUGCUUAAAAAACACGAGUGAAUCUUUAAUAUAAAUACUAUCGAUCGAUGUAAAAAGAAUAUUAUAUAUAUUAAAAAAAAAAUUAACUAGAAGUUAUAAAUGUAAUAGUCAGAAGAAUAAUAGUACUUUUUAAAUUAUAAAUGUUUUUAUGAUUACACUUUGCGCUUUGUAGACCAGUGUUAGGGAAAUGUUAGCUACUGGUAGUGGAAUGUCAAUGUUAGGUGGCUUAACAUUUUUUAAAUUAGGUUAUUUGAAAUUUAUGGUUAUUAAAAAUCAACUGAUCUCUGAGUUUUUUUAUUUUGUUUUGCAAAGCUUAAGGCAUUAUUAGUUAAAUCCUGUUAGCAUUUUAAUCUGGAAAAAAAAUGUGUUCAGUUAUUGCUUGUAUAUUCACCAUGUUCAAGUAGAUUUACAAUUUUAUUAUUUUUUUUUUAUUAAAAAAAUUAUUUCUGCUAUACAAACUUUUUUUUUUCUUAGUUGUCUCUUUGUAUGGAUACGCGAUAAUUCUAAAUGUAUACUAUUUUAAAUAUUAAUGUGCAUCCCAAGAGGAUUGGUAGGAAGUAAACGUGUGUAAAUCCCCCCCCCCCCCAAUCGGAGCUUAAGUACGGUUUAAUCAUCUGAAAACCUCAAAGCUCGAUUGUGCGUCAGCUUGAAACGCGCUCGUCCGCCAGCGCGGUAAUUCUCAUUGUGCAAGUAUUACAAAUUUUUUAUUUUGAAAGUUUUUACUUUGGUCCGGCUAUAAACGGUAAAUCUGGAUAAUGGCAAAUGGGGUAGUUAAAAGUAAAAUUUUAAAAAAAUUUAUAUUUCAGACUCUCUUGUGUACCUUAAUGUAUGUUAAGCCUUGAAAUUAAUGUUGUUAUCGAUGAAAUUAUCACCUUAAAAGAUGUAAUGAAAAAUUCAUGCACUUUAUUUUGGUAGAAUAAAAUUAUUGGUCAUAA
Cimex lectularius (bed bug) is the source of this 3657-nucleotide messenger RNA. It is a transcript of the gene dmpd, whose product is annotated as F-box only protein 28. The record is from RefSeq and is a predicted model, not a curated record. The transcript is spliced from 8 exons. NCBI's taxonomy places the organism in Eukaryota, Metazoa, Arthropoda, Insecta, Hemiptera, Cimicidae. The coding region runs from base 274 to 1659 and encodes 461 amino acids. Gene Ontology annotation, biological process: positive regulation of DNA-templated transcription. Gene Ontology annotation, cellular component: nucleus. Gene Ontology annotation, molecular function: transcription coactivator activity; protein binding.